GCCCCCAGCCCCGCCCCUUCACAGUGUGUCCCGGGCUGCAGAGCAGCGAGGAGUAAAGCGCCGAGGCUGACCGGGAUCCGCAUCACCAGCCGGUGACUGCACGAGGAGCUGCCCGCCUGCCUGCCCGAGCCAGCCAGACACAGCCCGCACCGCGACCUGACUGACCCCGCCCGGCGACGGCAUGGCGGACCGGGAACAGCUGCUGCAGAGAGCCCGCUUGGCGGAGCAGGCGGAGAGAUACGAGGACAUGGCAGCGGCUAUGAGAUCGGUAACAGAACUUAAUGAACCUCUGUCUAAUGAAGAUCGGAACUUGCUGUCUGUAGCAUACAAGAACGUAGUGGGCGCUCGACGAUCUUCCUGGCGAGUCAUCAGCAGCAUCGAGCAGAAGACUUUAGCAGAUGGCAAUGAAAAGAAGCUUGAAAAAGUGAAGGCCUACAGGGAGAAAAUUGAGGCUGAGCUUGAAGGAGUAUGCAGUGAAGUGCUGUCUCUUCUAGACAAGUACCUCAUCAAAAACUGCAAUGAUUUUCAGUACGAGAGCAAAGUUUUCUAUUUGAAGAUGAAGGGCGACUACUACCGCUACUUGUCAGAGGUAGGUAAUGGAGAGAGGAAGAAAACUGUGACAGAUUCAUCAGAGGCUGCAUAUAAGGAAGCCUUUGAAAUAAGCAAGGAGCACAUGCAGCCCACACAUCCCAUUCGCCUCGGCUUGGCCCUCAACUUCUCUGUUUUCUACUACGAGAUACAGGGUACUCCAGAGCAGGCCUGUCUCCUUGCCAAGCAGGCCUUCGAUGAUGCAAUUGCAGAGCUGGACACACUAAAUGAAGACUCCUACAAGGACUCCACCCUCAUUAUGCAGCUGCUGCGUGACAACCUGACCUUGUGGACAAGUGACCAACAGGAUGAGGAGACCGGAGAAGGCAACAAUUAAGAGAGGGUCCUGCGUCUUGCUGCUACCCAGUUACCUAUCCACUCCCCAUCAACACCUGCCACCCCCCACAGCUCCUCCUGACAUGUCCCUGUGCUUAUCAUAUCCAUAUCAUUGGCACAACUGCUCAUACUGCUGCCUACCCGCGAAGGCGGGUUUUUGCGGCGUCCUCAUGGGCAUUGCUGGAUUGCGUUGGCACAUCAGCAGUUUCUCUGGUCACUCUCUCCGUAUAGAGGGGAAAGAAAGCUGCAGUUUGAGAGAGGCGCCCGCACUCUCCUUAUUGAUAGGGCAUGUACGGGCUGGAAUGAUGCGAAGUGGUCCCGUUUUAUUCUGUUAAAGUUUUUAAUUUCUAUUUGUGCAGCAUUUCCUGUGCAUGUAAAAUUACUCCCCACUAUUUAUCCCCCUUCGUUUCAUGAAGGAGGCGUCUCCACAGUUCAUGCUGUGACUGAUGGCGGCUCCAUUAGGAGGCGGGGUGCAUCUGUUUUUUUUCUUCUUCUUGGGCUUACAAUAGACUUUUUUUUUUUUUUUUUUUUUUUUUUUUUUAAAUGUGAGCUUUGUGAGUUUUUAUAUUUUGCCCUUAACUUAUGGUGUUCUUAAACCUGAUACCAAAUGGUUUGAUUCCCUAAUUUCUUUUUUUAAUU
Messenger RNA from Pelobates fuscus (common spadefoot toad), 1563 nucleotides. It is a transcript of the gene YWHAH, whose product is annotated as tyrosine 3-monooxygenase/tryptophan 5-monooxygenase activation protein eta. The record is from RefSeq and is a predicted model, not a curated record. Gene Ontology annotation, biological process: intracellular protein localization; signal transduction. Gene Ontology annotation, cellular component: cytoplasm. The transcript is spliced from 2 exons. Lineage: Eukaryota; Metazoa; Chordata; Amphibia; Anura; Pelobatidae. Bases 182 to 925 code for a protein of 247 amino acids.